GUCAACACAGACAAACAAGCUGCUUACAUUGGGCCAUGUGACUUGGGGGUAAUUGUAACACAGUGUUAAAACUGCCCCCGAUGUUGCAGCCAUGAUAAAAUCUUGUAUGCCCGCUAGCCACAACUAUAUUAGCAAAGGUUAUUAGUGUUAAUUUUUUAUCAAUAACCUGGAGAUAAAAUGUAUGUAAGUUUAAACCCAAAUAAGAAAGGGUGUGACAUGCAAAAAAGGUCCCUAUGGGACCUCUGAAGGACUAUAAGGCCCACAUUUUAUCUAUAGGCCAACAGGUCCCCCCUUUGUAUUUCGUUUUAUUUCUAUUAAAAUGUAUCUGACAGAUUACCAGUUGCUCUUUAUUGAUACAGUAUAUUGAUUAGUUUUUUUAAAAGCUCAGUUGGUCUCUGGUAACAUUAUAAUAUUAUUCUAUUGUAGUAAUAGUACUUUCAGUACUUGAGUAAAGGUUUUUACUAUCACUACUUUUAACAAUACAAAUUUUGUUUUCUAGGUGACAGAGAGCCCGAAUGGCGGGCGGUCCAGUGAACGUCUGCUUGGCACCAGGGGAUCUACUUCAUCUCCUGCAGUUCAACAGAGACAGAGGUCGAGAUUACCUUGGAUCCGUGUCAGGCUUUGUGUCCAAACAUAAAGGCAAGUCUUUGGUCUUAGAGAGUCCAGCUGGUGCCACACUGACAAUAGGAGACCUGAGUGACACCAUUUACAGAGACAAACGUAAUGAAGUCAAUGGGUGGGGUAAAUUCUACCUUCCUAAAGAAGUAAGCAUGCAGGUUGUAGGUGUAGUGGAGGAGACCUCGUGCCCGUGUGACCAGCUCGUCCUGAUGACCUGUGAGGACAGAAAGCUGUAUGCCUACGAUGGAGAGGAACUGCACGAGGUGGCUUCAAGCCUAAAGCAGCUAGGUGAAAAGAGAAUAGAGUAUCCAGCAUCCACGAGCUAUUACAACGGGGAGGCCUUCAAAGAUAUGACCGAGAAGGACUGGGUCAAAGUGAGGGAGGGUGCUGUGGGGAAGAGUUUGGACCAAGCUCAUCAUAAACUGGUGACAGCACAAAAGUCCAGAUUCCUGCAGAAUCUCAAAAUCAAAUGAUCCAGCAGUUAAUGCUUUUGGGUUUUGUUCUUGUGAUGUUGUUGGUUGUUGAUUAUGUCCAUGUCAAUAUAGAAAUGCACACUUUAUUAAACCACACAGAAAAUGCAUGGUGUUCUGUUAUCAAUAAAGGGAUGUAAUAUAUCUGUUGAUUGAUAUGUAUGAUUAAUAAAAUAAAAAAAGACUCACUGCUUAUUAAAAUAGUAAUACUAUA
Messenger RNA from Micropterus salmoides (largemouth bass), 1302 nucleotides. RefSeq lists its product as uncharacterized. Lineage: Eukaryota; Metazoa; Chordata; Actinopteri; Centrarchiformes; Centrarchidae. The coding region runs from base 516 to 1091 and encodes 191 amino acids. The record is from RefSeq and is a predicted model, not a curated record. The transcript is spliced from 5 exons.